Zophobas morio is the source of this 4215-nucleotide messenger RNA. RefSeq lists its product as uncharacterized. The coding region runs from base 1062 to 4151 and encodes 1029 amino acids. Lineage: Eukaryota; Metazoa; Arthropoda; Insecta; Coleoptera; Tenebrionidae. The record is from RefSeq and is a predicted model, not a curated record. The transcript is spliced from 7 exons.
AUUGAUGCAGUGGUAAAUCACAAUCAAAGGCGUAUCAUAUUUUGCACAUUUUCGAUAGGAUUUAUUUAUUUCGAUUAAAACUUUACCAUGUUUCCAGUAACUUUAAAACGUCUGGAACAUUUUAAAACAUUCGGUUUUGCAGAUUCAAAAUUAAAUUGCAAAAUGUUACAAACGUUAAUUUUUUUCCCCCCAAAAAUCCAUAUAUCUAGGGUAAAAACUCAACACGGACUCAUAAACCACACGUGUGGGACUACGUUAUUUUAUACAAUUUAAAACCCAUUUAGUAUGUACAAUUUUGAGGUGAUGUGAUCACAUUGUUGAUGGAUAUGAUUAGACAAAGUUUGGGUAGCAUUUUAUCACCUACAUGAUAUUUAUAUAGUUUCAGAGAUUAUCUGCCUAACAAAAAUUGACACAGACAGACGAAAACAGAAAACCUAUAUUUUGUACUUUAGGGGUCAUGACUCAUUGAGAAAAUAUAAAUGUAGCUAGUUUUCCAAUGGAUUCGAUAACAAUAUUUUUUAUGGAAAUGGAGAUGAAUAGAAAAAUUUUGUUAAUGUUCGUUUCACCAAAUGGUUAAACAACGUGAUUAACAAUUACAUCUGUCUGCCGACGUUAUUUCCUGUUGUCACUGUUGUCAAAAUUGACAAGGGUGACAGUGACAUUUAUUUUAAAUUAAAAAUUACUACUGAUUACAUAUUAAUAUAAGUCUCAUAUCCAAAGUCCCUUGAGGGCUUAAAAAUGACAUAGCACCGGUCAUUUGGAUCAAAAUUUCCCAGAAUUGCCAAUCUAAACAGUAUUAUAUUGAUCGCGCUGUAUUUUAAUAAUCAUUUUUUGAAAUUCUUUAAAACUGAACGUCGAUAAAUGUCGGAUUAAUAUUCUAAAACUGUUUUUAGUUCUCCACUAAUGUGAAGUGUAAUAAUAUGUAUGUUUGUAUAUUUUAGGAAUCUGUUUCAUGCAGUAAGCUCUAUAAGUCGUCCAAAGGAAAUAUCUACGUAGGAAAACGAAAAUUAAGUCCCAAAUCUUCACUACUGUUUUCAGGAGAUCCCAAAACAUUGUCUAGGAUGAAAGAUCAAUUACAAUCGUCGUUUAUAAAAAUUGCUAAUAGUAUUCAACUGAACAAAAUAAAACUUUCGAAGACUAGUAAGUAUGAGAUUUCUGACACCGAUGAGGAGCCGUAUGAAGACUCUGGUGAUAGUUAUCAACCAACCACUUCCUGUUCAAGUAGGGGAUCCAGUCACAUUUCAUCACCAACAUUUCAAGUUGAUGAUAUUCGCAGUAAUGUUAGACGUCAGCUUUUUCCUACAUCAGGUUUAUCCCUUCUAAGAACACCGUCUUCUGAAGAAAGCGAGUCUACCGACGCUGGCAUACUUUCCAGAAUGACUAGAAUCACACCUUCCCCUACAUGCUCGAUGAUGAUACCAAACUGCCCCCUAGAAGAAAAUACACCUACCCGUAGUAAUAUGCCUUCACAGUUAGCAAUAGUAACAUUUAAGGGCCAAAAUGUUGAAGUUAUUAUUAACCAUACGUUACAUCGAGGACAAUAUUCCUGCCACCUUAAUUGCGUCAAAGAAACGCUUACUGGUUUUCUUUACGAAAAUAAAACUAAUAGCAACGAUCAUGUGUGCAGUUAUUUUAAAUCAGAAGGUGCAUACUCUAACGUUGGAACAAUAGUCCGAGAUAAAGAUGAGCGGAAGGCGGAGUUCCAUGUCAAUAAAUGUUUCCUCAGUCCUGAUACUUUGUUUGGAAUGGAAUCUUUUUUUCCUCACAUGAAAACUAAUCUGACUCCUCUUCUGGUUCAACAACAUAUAAAUCAAGAAGUAGGACCAAAAUCUUGUAGAAUACCAACUGAUAAAAAGAGUAAAUACCAUUUUUGUAUGUACUGUGAUCAAAUGCGAACAUCUAUAGGAAGACACUUUGUAAAAUGUCAUGCUGAAGAAGAAGAAGUUAAGACAAUUAUUUUGCUUGAAAAACAAAGUAAGGCACGCCACGAGGCUUUGACUGCUUUGAGGAGAAAGUCUGACAGUGUACAUAACGCAAGAUCUGAUCCUCAUAACAGAAUUUCUAUUCGUGCUUCAAAGAUGGUGCCAGUCGCUAAAUUUGUAAAUUGCUGUAAUUGUGGUGGACUUUUUGCACCAAAUAACUAUUCUCGGCACAACAGAAUUUGUACUGAACGUCCAGCUAAUCGCCAAAGAGUAUUGCCACUGGCAAGAUUUAAUACUGAGAAUCAACAAGAAGAUUCUGAUGAAACAACACUUAACGUAAACAAUCUUGUGAAGAGAUUACUUGCGUCCAUGGAAAAUGACGAAGUUGGAGACGUUGUUAGAACUGAUUCCACUUUAUUACUUUAUGCCAAAAACAAGGCUUUGCAGCACAUGAGUGAAGAAAGACAAAAUGCAAACACUCGUCAACAACUUCGAAGAGGUGCAAAACUUUUGAUACAAGCACGCCUUCUAGAUAGUGAAAUCAGCGAAUUUUCUGAUUGCCUGGAUCCCACUAAAUACGAUACGAUAAUUGAGACUGUCUACUUACUGAGCGGUUUAAAGAUAAAAACUUAUGAGCUUACCACUCCUACGGUUAUUCCACAUUUCAGAAUUUUAUUAGAAAAUUGUGGUACAUUUUUAAAAAGUGAACUUUUGAAAAAAGGAUUAACAAUGCAGGAUCCACAAGUUCAACGAACUGAUGCCUUUCUCGCCGUCCAUAACAACGACUUUAAAAUGAAAGUUUCAAAAACUGCCAGAAUAAAUACGGUUAGAAAUAUAAUAGAAAAAAAUAAACAAUUACCGUUGCCAUGUGAUGUAGCGGCGUUAACAGAUUACAUUAAGGCUCAAGCGUCUUACAGUUGCAAUAAAUUAAAACAAUCUGGAUUUAACUACGCCCACUGGUGCAAAUUAGGAAAGUCUGUUAUGCUUCAUGUUUUAAUUUUUAAUAGGCGACGUGUUGGAGAAAUAAGUAACAUACGUUUAGCAGACUACCAAAAAAAAUCUAAGUUAGAGAAAAAACAGUGUGCAGGAUUAAAUAACUUAGAGCAACUGCUUGCAAAUCAUUUUACCCGGAUGCUAAUCAUGGCUAAAAGAAGCAGACCUCUUCCUGUUCUGUUGGAUGAUGAACAAAUACAAUAUAUCGAUUUAUUUUUGUCACUCAGAAAGCAAGCAGGAGUAAAAGAAGAGAACCCAUACUUAUUUGGAGCGCCAUUAAAAUCUCAGCAUCUGAGUUGUUCAGUAGCUCUCAAUGAAUUUUCUAUUAAUUGUGGUGCCAAACAUCCAAUUAGAUUACGUUCAACUGCAUUGAGGAAACAAAUCGCAACAGUGGCACAGAUUUUAAUUCUCAAUGAUAAUGAGGUUCAGCAACUGUCUGAUUUUAUGGGCCACAACAUUGAAGUGCAUCGAAGACAUUAUAGGCAAAAUGAAGAAGUAACACAAAUUACGAAAUUAGCCAAGUUUUUUAUGUUACAAAGUGGCAGAGACUUAAACAAAUUUAAAGGAAAAACUUUAGAUGAAUUAGAAGUUAUGUUACCAGCAGUGAGUGAAAUAAACGAUGUAGGUGAUGAGGUUGAUGAAGAAUUGUUUGAUGACCUGAAUGGCCAACAUAUUGAUACUGAUCUAGCUAAGCAUCACCAUGAAAAUGUGCAACCUGAAGCUGAAAUACGCCCACAUUUAGAUGAUGAUGAGUCUAAUGUAUCACAUGAUCCUGAAAUUUUAUUGGAAACCGGAGAAACUGAAGAAGCUGUAUCCGACAUGGUUGAUAUGUUGAAAACAUCCAUAGAAACACAAGUAACGUCUUUAAAUACAGAGAAAGCAACAACAAGUGGAAAUCGGCAAACAAAAAUACGCCGAAAGAAGAAUUGCUCUACUCCAGAUAAAAGCCCUCAAAGCAGAUUUCCAACCACACAAGAAAUUUUAGUAACUCUAAAUAAUAGUCCAAGGAGGAGGAAACGAACUAGUAAAGCACGUUGGACUGUUCAAGAGAAGGAAUUCGUUUAUCAACAUUUUAGAACGUACCUUCAAUAUAAUGAUGGUGUUUUUCCAAAAAUGGCAUUCUGUCAACAAUUUGCCCAAACAUAUCCUAACCAAAUAGGACACCGACCUGGGAAUAUUUUGUAUGCAUACAUAAGAAAUGUAAAAUUAACUUUGCAGACACCCCCACUGAUAUAGUAUAUUUCUAAAAUAAUAAUGUACAAUAAUUGGCCUAAAACAAUAAAGAGUAUAACAAAACUAA